GACAGCAGAGAGAGAGGAUCGCUGUUUCGUGUCUGUAUCAGAUGAGGGGGGGGGGUCACUAGGAUUCCCUUGAAGCUGCUUUCCAGGGAAAAAAUAAAUGUUACAAUCUUUUCUUUGCACCUCGUUUAACGGAUAGUAUCAUCUCGUCAGUGCAGUCGUUUUACCUUGUAACAUCGAGUCACUGUUCUUAAAGAAGAUGCCGAAACGGGGAAGUAAAGUGAGGGAGAUUGUGUCGAAAGUAGACAGUUUGGAAGAACAACACGCCUUGUAGGAUUCAGUGAAACCAGCAGCGAAAAGGUAAGAUUUAGUGCGGAUAUUUUUUAAUUCAUCAUCUUUCUGUUUGUAUUGCAGGAGCUGGGAUAGAAACAUGACAAAGUAGCACGUGCAUCUAUCGGAUCGCAUCCAAUGCUUAUUACAUAGCAUACAAUCGUCAUCAGGCUGUGAAGUAAAAGUUUGAUAUGUAUUUUUCAUGCUUCACAUCUUGCUUGCAGUAACCUGCUAAAGGCUAUGCAUUGAAACCAAAGGCGAUUCACAAGCUGCAUUCUUGGAGAAACGCGCAGUGCAAGGUUGUUUAGCAUUAUCGAGAAGAAAAAAAACACGACGAGAGUUUGAACUUUGCGGAGGUUUUUUCCUGUUUUAUUUUUCUGAGAUUUUGUGAAUAUCAACGUCGGUAGUAAAGGGUCUGUCUCUAAACUCCGGAUAGGAUAUAUGAAGAUCGCGACCCAGUUGGUUUUCCCUCGCAGAAAUGCCUGUGCGUGCAGUGACCACCAGGUUCAUGUACAAGGGACUUUGCACUAUUCCAGAUGUCCUCUCCUACCGGACCCCUGUUAUCCUGCCUGAGGAUGAGGUGGAAGAGAUCCGUGAGGCGUUCAAAGUAUUUGACCGAGAUGGGAAUGGCUUCAUCUCAAAACAGGAGUUGGGGAUGGCUAUGCGCUCGCUGGGCUACAUGCCCAAUGAGGUGGAGCUGGAGAUUAUCAUCCAAAGACUCGAUAUAGAUGGUGAUGGUCAAGUUGGCUUUGAUGAAUUUGUCACAUUGCUUGGUCCUAAACUCUCUGCUGCUGGCAUGCCGGAUAAAUUCCACGGAGCAGACUUUGAUUCAGUGUUUUGGAAGUGUGACAUGCAGAAACUGACGGUGGAUGAGCUAAAGAGGCUGCUUUACGAUACUUUCCGCGACCACCUCACCAUGAAGGACAUUGAGAACAUCAUCAUGACAGAGGAGAGCCACCUGAACAGCCCAGAGUCCCACGUGGACAUAGACACAAGCCCAACACAACAGGAAAAACACACAUGUGUGCGUAAAAGCCUGAUUUGUGCCUUCGCCAUUGCAUUCAUCAUCAGCGUCAUGCUCAUUGCAGCAAAUCAAAUGCUCCGCAGAGGAAUGAAGUAAAUACGACUCCAGCUGGAUACAGAGAUACUUAAGAACGGACAAUGAGAAAUCAAACAUUAAUCAAAACACUUGUAUGGUUUUGUUGAAUGUUUUCAACACACAGCUUCUCUCUGUAAUAGGUGCAAUGAUGUCAUUCAGUGGUUUUAUAUUGCCACAAAUUGUAGCAUAACCUGGUUAAAAAGAAAGAAAGGCAUUCCAAGGGCUGAUUAGUAUCCUAAAACAGUAGGUUGUGAAUCAGAUUUCUGAAGACAUUAUAUUGGAAAGCAGACUUUAGAAGUAUGUGCUUAGUAAUAGAUGUGAUGUGUCUGUGUUUAUCAAUCAAUUAAUGUUGUUGAUGAGAAGUCUGCCGUUUGGAAUGCACCCAAUAAUGAAAUUACUGAGGAUAGUAAUAAAGCAAUACGCACGUGUUGAUGCGCUGCAUAUUAAGUAGCUUUAAUUCACUCUCAGCGUAAUUGUUUUUCUUUUAAGUCUGUAUUAGUGCCAGUAUUUCCAGUCCAGAGGUCCAACUCAUGUCAAGAGUCAACACAUCUUUACGAACCGUGACCUAAAUCUUAACAAAGGAGAAGCCACAUUAAUUCAAAACACAAAAGUGUUGAAAAGAAUAUUACAAUUAUUUCUACAACUGUUUAACUUCAUAGCUCUUGGGAUGGCAGUCGAUAGUUCAUCACUUUGGUCUAAACUGUAUGGAUGUCAUUCUGAACAGACACUAAUUGCUCCCAGGGAAACAAUGCAACUGACUUAAGUAAUCCCCUGAUUUUCUCCGUGAAACCACCAGCAGAUCUACGUAUUCUUUUGAAAAAUCUCAACAUCUACAGGAUGAUUUAUCACAAGAUGUAGUAGAGACAUCUAUGGUUCCCAAAGGAUGCACCCCCAUGACUGUGAUGAUGCUCUGAGUGUGUCUCAGGAUGAAUUGUGGUGAUUCACUGACAUCUCAUAUCGUAAUGUUCAAAUCGAGCUCAGCUGUACUUUGCGCUUUGUGCUACUAUACAUCAGCAUGUUAGUAUUGUCAGUAUUGGCCCGUGAUAUUCAAAAACAAGGCAGGAAAAUAGUAUGUUUCUCCAAAGUUUCUAUUGUGACAUUGAGAAGCCCUACAUUUGGAAUAACUGGUGAACUGCACUGUUAUCUGGAAAAGAGAGGGUUUGAAGGACAUGUGGACACAGCCGGUAACCCUCCAUUCAGCUGAGCCCAAAGGCCCUUUCUAAAUAAAUCACAGCAGACUAAAACAUUUACUGGUUUGAUUUGAAGCCGAGAGCUGAGCUCAGUGAGAUGUAUUGGCUGAGAAAUUGAGAUGAAAAUGAAACAGCUGUUUCACAAAAAAUGUAAUAGAUUUAAGAAUCAAACUGAAGUGUUUCAUUCUCGAAAUCUGCCAGUGAUACAUGCACAAAGCUGCAUAUUUCAAAUCUGUGCAAUAGCAUCCAAAAAGAGACAUAAUGAGUCACAGGAAAGACAAGUCUGAGCUAGCAUCUGAGCUAGCAGCUGUAAAUAGCGUUAACCAUUACAAGUCAAAUGUUUAGACAGAAUGACACAUGACGAUAAAGGAUAAUCAGUUCACAACACUUGCAUGUACAUUAAAAGUAUAUUCUGUGUUCAAUGUGUUUGAGAUCAAAUGUUGAACCCUGGUGUAUGUAUUGAAAUAAUUAUGCAAUUUGUAUAGUAAUCAUUGCAAAGAUCUCAGUAUUUGACAUUUUCCUGUAAAUGUCGAUUGUUGUGGACGUGCAGACCAUAUCAAAAAUACUAAAUACUUUGGAGUAUGCUGUGAAGAAUAAUUUAACAUAUCAUAAAAAAUGUUGUUUUCUGGUUUUUACAUGGACAACCAAAACAACAUGUUUGAAGUAUAACAUGGUUAUAUUUUCUUACUUGGAAAAGUGAUACAUUAAAUCUAUGUGAUUUUAUUGAAUGUAAGCAUAAUGUUUUUUAUAAAACAAAUAAUA
Messenger RNA from Gymnodraco acuticeps, 3318 nucleotides. It is a transcript of the gene cabp7b, whose product is annotated as calcium binding protein 7b. The coding region runs from base 746 to 1387 and encodes 213 amino acids. Gene Ontology annotation, molecular function: calcium ion binding. The record is from RefSeq and is a predicted model, not a curated record. The transcript has 5 exons. Lineage: Eukaryota; Metazoa; Chordata; Actinopteri; Perciformes; Bathydraconidae.